AUGCGUAUCGUAUACUCAGCCUUGCUUGCAUGCAUACUUGCUCUCAUUCUCCCAUUGCCACAUGCUGCCGAUUACCAGCAAACAGUACUCUCUGCUCCUCCUCGUGAAAAGCGAGUCGCGAUUAUCGGUGGUGGGGCAGCAGGCACCUCUGCAGCUUUUUGGUUGAAGAAUGCAUUUCCAGCUACUGCCAAAUCAGGUGUGCGAGUAUCAACAACCUUAUACGAACGCAACAAUUAUCUUGGUGGAAGAAGCACUGUUAUCCCUAUCAAGGAUGAUCCUGAACUUGGCCUAUUCGAACUAGGGGCAUCCAUCUUUAUCGAGCGCAACUACAAUUUGAUCAAUGCAACAAGACGCUUCAAUCUCAACCUCACCGGAUUAACAGAGCUCCCUUUUGAACGUGGUUUGGGCAUAUGGGAUGGCAAGGAUUUCUUGUUUGAAGAAAGCGGCAACAAAUAUUGGGAUGUGGCCAAGCUCUUAUGGCGAUAUGGGUAUUCUCUCAUUCGAUUCAACAAUCAUCUCGAGUCAAUCAUAAAUCGUUUCGCAGACUUGGUGUACCAUGGCAAAGACAACGUAUCCCCCUUUUAUGAUGUCGAUACAGCACUUGGCCAAUUUGGACUGGAAACCUUGUUGAAUGAGACAUCAUCCCAUUAUCUUGAAAAGCGACAUGGCUAUGCCGGGCUCUUUGUACAUGAAUUGAUUCAGACAGCAACAAGAGCCAACUAUGGUCAAGAUGUUCAUUUGCUUCAUUCCUUCGGUGCUUUGGUUUCUAUGGCAGCAUCGGGAGCAUGGGCAACGGAAGGAGGCAACUACCAGAUAUUUGAACAAUUCGCCUAUCGAUCAGGAGCUGAUAUCAAGCUUGGAAGCACCGUUGUCAGUAUCCACAAUACCACAGAGGUUGAUGAGAAUGGCCAUUAUAUCAAGAAUUACGUUGUCACCACGGAGGAUGGAACUGAUGGAGUCUAUGAUGCGGUCUUGUUGGCAUCACCCAUGCAUCUUGCAGGAAUCGACAUGCCUUUCCCAAAUGCAGACCAAGCUCCUCGAGAAUACCAUACUGUACAUGUCACCGUCAUUGCUGGUGUGAUUGAUCCAUCCUACUUUGGCCGCACUGCUGAUACCAUGCCCACGCUUGUUGUCACUACUGGAGAUCCUUUGACGUCCAACUUUGAGAAUGGAGAGCAACCGUUUACCACUUUUGGGAUCCACAAGUACUUUGAGGAUACGGGUGAAUAUGUUGUCAAGAUGUUUUCCUCCAAAGCAAUGUCCGAUUCAGAGCUUGACAAGUUGUUCAUCAGCCGCAGCUGGACCUAUCGCAAAGAGUGGCAAGCGUUCCCAAAAUUGUUCCCCGUUAUUGAAGCCAAAGAAUGGCCACCUGUGGUCUUGCAUGGAUUUGAUGAUGACUCUAAUAAUGGUGUGCUUUACGUCAAUGCCUUUGAAAGCUGCAUCUCGACAAUGGAAACCGAGACAUUGGCUAGCAAGAAUGCAAUCCGUAUUUUACGUGAUCAAUGGUGUCAGGACACAUCAUGUGUUCCCUUUGGCGAUGGAUGGGGUGAUAAUGUAUAG
This is a messenger RNA of Lichtheimia ornata, 1560 nucleotides long. RefSeq lists its product as uncharacterized. Lineage: Eukaryota; Fungi; Mucoromycota; Mucoromycetes; Mucorales; Lichtheimiaceae. Gene Ontology annotation, biological process: prenylated protein catabolic process; prenylcysteine catabolic process. The transcript has 7 exons. Gene Ontology annotation, molecular function: prenylcysteine oxidase activity. Bases 1 to 1560 code for a protein of 519 amino acids. The record is from RefSeq and is a predicted model, not a curated record.